AUGAAAUAUCUCUACAGUAUCCUCCUCCUUCUAUUCCCAUUAUUCCUAAAUGCACAGGACCCAUGUGCAAGUGCUCCGACGGAAACUGCAAAGAUUCUCUGUCGACAAAUUCAUAAAUGGGAUGAUGGCGCAAGGGAGGCAUCGAAAAAGAAGAAGAUAGCACUACCACCAGGACUCGCAAAGGGAAUGGCUGCAGAGUUCGCUCCGAUUGCAUCGAAUAUCUAUCAGUGCAUGGAUCUGCCGUGUCUGUGCUCUUAUCUCAGAGGAACUGCAACUGGAAAUGGAGGAUGUACACUUCCAAAUGGACAACCACUUCAGAAAUCUGUUAGAAAAGAGUAUAGAAUGCUAACGGAUGAUGAGAGGAACAGACUUCAUGCUGCUUUUAGAGCACUUAAAAAUAAUGGAGAAUACGAGAGAAUCGGUCGAAUCCAUUCCCAAAUGUCAGCCGCCGGAGGUGCUCACUCAGGUCCCGCUUUCCUUCCAUGGCAUCGUGAAUUCGUAAAACGUGUCGAGUUUGCUCUCCGUCAAGUCGACCCAACUGUCAAUCUUCCAUAUUGGGAUUCCACUCUGGAUAGUGGUCUUCCACGCCCAGCUGAUACGAUUAUGUUCAGUGAAUAUCUCGUCGGAGGUACUGGUCUCGUCAACAACGGACCCUUCACUAAUUGGAGAACACUCGCUGGAAGACCUCAAAUCCAGAGAGCAGUCGGAGCACAAGGAGCGCCUCUUUCUCAAGCAGAUAUUGAUUUUGUAAUGAGACAAACCCAGAUAGAUCAAGUGCUUUCAUUCACUGCUCCUCAACAAGGAUGUCCAUAUCGAACUGACUUCAAUUGUCUUGAAUACACUCAUGGAAAUGUUCAUAUCUUUGUCGGAGGAGAUAUGUUUGAUACUGCCACGUCAUCCAACGAUCCCUCCUUCUUCCUUCAUCACGCCUUCGUUGAUUUCGUUUGGGAAAUGUGGAGACUUGCGAGACAGUCGAGAGCUGAUAGAGAGAUUGCAUUCCCACCGGAUAAUCAGUUGUGUGCUUCUCCACAACAUUUCGGAGCUUCACCAAUGCAACCGUUCAGUCCGAUGAGAAACAUCGAUGGCCUAUCCAAUAAAUUCACUGAUAACCUCUACAGUUAUGCACCAAGACCAACUUGUCAGGCUGGCGGAGAUUGUGGAUCCAAAUUCCUCUUCUGCGACACAUCCACCGGAGUCGCCCGUUGUGUCUCCCGUAUCCGUCCUGGCUCCCAAUGCGGUAACUUCCGUGUGAACCCCUGCUUCUCCGGUGUCUGUCGUAACGGAGUAUGUGUGAUCUCUUCAACUGCUCCUCCACCAACUCCACCACCAACAACUCCUCCACCAGCCAAUCAAAAUCCAGUUCAAUCUCAAGAGUCUUGUUUCAAUGAAAAUCAGUGUUGUGCUUCGUGGGCGGCGUCGGGAGAAUGUUCUAGAAAUACGGCCUAUAUGAAUGAAUGGUGCAAGGCUAGUUGUGGAGUUUGUAAGCCGAAAUACCGAUUGGCUGAUGAUUGCACCGACCGUCACACCCAAUGUGCCAGCUGGUCUCGCUCAGGAGAAUGCACGAAAAACGCUCUCUGGAUGACUGAAAAUUGCAGAAAGUCUUGCAGUAAAUGCGGUCGCUCUCGUGCUCAAGAGUGUGGCAGUGGUGGUACAGUAACCACAACUACCGUAUCCCCAGCUCAACAAUGUGACAAUUCUGAUGGAUGUUUCAAUGAGAACGUGUGUUGUGCAGUGUGGGGAUUGAUGGGUGAAUGCAGAAAGAAUGCGAGAUAUAUGGCAUGUAAUUGUCGCGUUUCUUGUGGUCAUUGCUUCCCAGAGGACUAUAAUUAUGGAUCCUGCGUCGACUAUCACCGCUCCUGUGCCGGCUGGGCUCGUGUCGGAGAGUGUCAGAAGAAUCCUUGGAUGGCUGAGAACUGUCGAUCGAGUUGUAACAGUUGCUAUACUCAAUCAGAACUCCGUAGAAUGUGUGGAACACAAGCUGGCUCUGUUGCUCCAGUUGCUCAAGUCCGUCAGAACAAUCCGUCUCGUCAACCACCACGUGGAGGAUGGGGUCGUGAUGACUUUGGAGGUGGUGACAGUGGAUGGGGUGGAAAUGGAGGAGGUGGAUGGGGAGGAGGUGAUCCAUGGGGUGGAUCCAGAUGGGGUAAUGGAGGCGGAGGAUGGGGUGGAGGAGGAGGUGGAUGGGGAGGUGGAGGAUGGGGUAAAAGAUCCAUUCGUGCCGCCAACGCAUCCAUUUCCAUGCCAGCUUUCGAUCCUGAUCUUUUGUAA
Caenorhabditis remanei is the source of this 2268-nucleotide messenger RNA. RefSeq lists its product as uncharacterized. Lineage: Eukaryota; Metazoa; Nematoda; Chromadorea; Rhabditida; Rhabditidae. The record is from RefSeq and is a predicted model, not a curated record. The transcript is spliced from 8 exons. Gene Ontology annotation, molecular function: oxidoreductase activity. The coding region runs from base 1 to 2268 and encodes 755 amino acids.